GCUGGAUAUGCUGAUGGUUCUGAUCACUAGCUAUAUGGCUUUUAAACCCCGCCGAGCCGCUACCUCCUCUAGUACUCUUUCGCUGUGAGGUAAAUCGUCCGAAUGCUGAUGCUUAUCUUCGUAGGAUCGUUAUGCUCCACCUGGAAUGCAAACUUGUCUCGAAGAUGAUAUCACGCGACAGCCGCCUCUCGAAGCCCGAGAUGACAACCCUGCCUUGUAUGAAAUCCAAUCUUCCAGGAAUGAUCCUCAGCCGGUGGUGCCUCACAUCAAACACAAACGACGCUUCGAACAGAUUGACGAUGGGGUCUCCGGAUUCAGUGUAGCUCCGCCGAAGCCUGUGUUUUAUAAGAACGAGACCGCGAUGCGUGCUCCACGUAGGUUUCGUCGUCGUCGUGCUACGCGUUUCGCUCUUCGAUGAGGAAACCUUUCCGGUGGACCCAACGGUCGCGAUCAGGAGCGGUGCUUUUACAAUGCUAU
Guyanagaster necrorhizus is the source of this 477-nucleotide messenger RNA. RefSeq lists its product as uncharacterized. The record is from RefSeq and is a predicted model, not a curated record. Bases 146 to 418 code for a protein of 90 amino acids. NCBI's taxonomy places the organism in Eukaryota, Fungi, Basidiomycota, Agaricomycetes, Agaricales, Physalacriaceae. The transcript has a single exon.